Molecule: messenger RNA, 1466 nt
Organism: Microstroma glucosiphilum
Lineage: Eukaryota; Fungi; Basidiomycota; Exobasidiomycetes; Microstromatales; Microstromataceae
Exons: 1
Coding region: 476-1213 (245 amino acids)
Source: RefSeq, a predicted model, not a curated record
GCUGCCUAGGCGCGUCACCCGGUCUCCCACACCUCGUUGGUCUAGUCCUUAAAGGUCACCCGUUGUUCAUUUGGACGUUCGCACACACAAACGAACGGCUCAAAUUACUCUUCCGACGUUUCAUUCGGAUCAUCGCAAGAGCUUCCACCAACCCCCAUUGCAACUUCCAUUUGGGUGUGAUAUUCUAUCUCUGAAAAGAGCGCAUCUCACAACCCACAUACUUUGAGGCUGUACUUUACUCGUCAAGUUGUCACGCUACGUCGCGCCAAGGCUCUACCCCGCAUUUCUGGUCAAGACAUCUACCCGUCGGCAGGCUUUCCUCUUGUCGAUAGCUGCAUCUUGAACAAAGACUUGGUCACCAGACGUUCGUGUCAAUCUGUAGUCUAAACAUCCUCUCCAAAGGACAUUGGGCUACCGAGACCUCUCGACGAUUUCAGAAACUCCGUCCAUCUAGGCGGACGACACAACCUCCAGUAUGCCACCUACCAUGGAAUCGGAACGGCAAUGGCUCGCGUCUGUUCCCGUCUUUCCGCUGAGCUCGGAUGAGCUCGCCGGUGACGCCUUCUCCUAUGGAGUUGGCAAGUCACCCGGUGGCGAAAAAAUCCGAGCUCCGUACCUUCACCCAUUCGCAUCGAGCUCAUCGUCACGCCUCAGUGGCAAGCGAUCUCGAAGCAAUUCGCCGCUAUCGUUCAGCGAUUCACCACCGUCCGACGAUGGCGGAUCGUCACAAUGGUCGUCGUCAUCCUCACAAUCAUCAACCCAAGCCACAUCCACUCCCCCUUCCCCACCUUCAUCUUCGCAGGAGUCUGACUCCGAGCGUGGCUGCCCUUCGCCCACCGCUGCAAAGCGCAAGGCGAUUCGUUGCCGUCGACAUGAGACUGCCUGUGCCGCCUCCGCUCGUCGACAAGGCGUCGAAGGUGCGACAGUGCCGCCACCUCAGCCAUCCUCCUCCUCCUCAUCUGCAUCCUCCUCCUUCCCCCAGUCGGAUGCGGAACUUUCGAGUCUAGACAACGCAGUCCAGGCUUUUGGCUUGGACAGUCACGAGAACACUCCCGAAAGGCCGGUGCUCUCUCAGAUCGACCAGCCGCCAUCCACCGUGUCAGGUCCCAACAGUAUCAAUGGAUGCAGUAGCGCGGCCGAGGGAGGUGUGGGGAGGGCGGAUGUGAUCAAAGAGGCUAUGGUCGAUCAUCUAGUCGGUGAGUACCUCCAAUAGGUCGGGCACCCCUUUGCGUCUGCCUUCGCACAGAGUCGCCUUGCCAGGUACAUGAGUGUCGAGUCUCACCCUUCUGCCCAUUACUAUGACGCUUCCUAGGUGUUGCUCUGCAAACCAUCCAUGCCCUGUGGUUCCAACCCCUCUCCCUUUCUGAGAGCAAGAUCCCCUGCACAGCCGCUGGUGGUCUCACUCUUCACCUCUUCGUCCGCGAGACAUUGCGACGCAGUCGCACCUCUUGUUCGACACUUCAAGC